Molecule: messenger RNA, 3493 nt
Organism: Gadus morhua (Atlantic cod)
Lineage: Eukaryota; Metazoa; Chordata; Actinopteri; Gadiformes; Gadidae
Gene: nrl
Product: neural retina leucine zipper
Exons: 5
Coding region: 448-1767 (439 amino acids)
Biological process (GO): regulation of transcription by RNA polymerase II
Cellular component (GO): nucleus
Molecular function (GO): RNA polymerase II cis-regulatory region sequence-specific DNA binding; DNA-binding transcription factor activity, RNA polymerase II-specific
Source: RefSeq, a predicted model, not a curated record
GUAGAGGAUUGUUGCAAACAGGGAUUAUCAUCAGGGAGGAGAGAAAGAGGGGGCUGGGAGAAUCUGGGACAGAGUGCGACACACAUGCUCACAUGCGCAAUGCCGCUGCUAUUUCCUCUGUCUCUCUCUCACUAAACGUGUCAGUAUACCCAGUCAGUCAUUUGUUUGUGUGUGUGUGUGUGUUUGGUGGCCGUGGUGGUGGUGGUGGUGGGUGUUGGGAAAAUCAAACGCAAACAAAACGACUCAGAAUCAUCCUCAUCUCUAUGACACACGCAAGGAAGCGAGCAAAAAGACCAGGAGAAGCUACAGGUUACCGUCUCUUAUAAAAAGAUCUGUUCCCUGUCCUCGGUGUGGCUGUCCUCAAUGGACUGAGCCAAGAGUCAGGCGUGGGUGUAGAAGAACAAAUCCACGUAGAAAGGCUUUGUGAUAUCCCCAGCCAACAGAAACAUGUCGUCGCCUUCUCUUCCCAUGCCUUCGCUGCCCCCUAGUCCACUGGCAAUGGAGUACCUCAAUGACUUUGACCUCCUCAAAUUUGAGGUGAAAUCAGACACUUCUCCUCUACCCCCGACUCAUUGUGCGUACCCCAAACCGGGCCUCCCCGGCGAUACCUCAGGAUCCCCCUGCCCGGGCGGCCCCGUGCCCAAGGACUCAAGCCUGAGCUCCAGCCCAUGCAACUCCCUACCCCCCUCCCCCACGCUCAGCGACGUCCACCCUCCUCCCUCCGCAGCCUCCUCUGUGUCCUCCUCGUCCUCCUCCUGCAUGUCCUUCCCCCUCUCCCUCUCCAACAGCUUCACCUCGGGUAUCAGCUCGGGCUCUCAGGGAAACGUGGAGGGAAGCCCUGGCCACGGCAGCGGGUGCCCCCAGGGGCCCGGCGGCCCUGGCCCUGCGUCCCUGGAGGACUUGAUUUGGCUGGCCGCACUGCAGCAGCAGUUUGGCAACGAGGCCACGACGGGGCCCGGCUCUCUGCUAGGGGGCCUGGGAGCGGGACCUGAGCGGGUGGACAGGGAGAGGGGAGCGGUCCCGGGGUUCCUGGGCUGCGAGGAUGCAGUGGAGGCCCUGCUGAACUCGGCUGCUGCGGCUGUAAACUCACAGUUCCCGGUCCUGUCUCAGAGCUCCAGCAGUAACCUGGGGGACUCGGGCAGUGACAGCGGAGGGGACAUGUCUUGCACAAAGGGGACAGACAUGUGCCAUCGCCCACUCGUCUUCCUCUCCUCUGGGCCGAACUCAAUGCCCAGUGCCACGGCAGGCUCGGCACCCUACCCGCAAGCGACCAGCCCUCAGGGUCGGCUUCAUCACUAUCCACACAAUCAUCCCCAUCAUCAUCAUCAACACCACCCACACCAUCCCAUGCUUGGGCACCAUCACCAUCAUCACCUCCAACUCAGUCAGUGUGGUGGGGCCGAUGAUCGCUUCUCUGACGAGCAGCUUGUGAGCUUGUCAGUGCGGGAGUUGAACCGACACCUCCGCGGCGUGAGCAAAGAUGAGGUGGUGCGGCUGAAGCAGAAGCGGCGGACACUGAAGAACCGUGGCUACGCCCAGUCCUGCCGCUACAAGCGCCUCCAGCACCGCCACGCGUUGGAGUCUGAGAAACACGUGCUCACACAACAGCUGGACCAGUUGCAGUGUGAGCUGGCCCGAGUACUCAGGGAGCGGGACGCCUACAAGGCCCGCUACGAGAAGCUGGCCGGCGCCAACCUUGCAAGUAGCGAAGCACUGAUGGCACGCAGUACCAACCCCCCCUCCCCACCCCCGGACUACUUCCUCUGAGGAGUGAGAGAGAGAGAGAGAGAAAGAGAGGGAUAGAAAGAAGGGGCGAUGGAGGACGGCUAAGAAGAAGGAGAAGGUGAGGGAGGGAGAGAAAAGAACAGCAAUGGCGACCAGCCCAGCCUGAGUGGAGCUCUUGAUGAUGAUUAAUCAGACAUGUUUGGGGAAGACAGGAGUCAGCGCCAAUGCUGCAUUCAGUCCUAAUGUACAUGUUUUGUGUGUGUGUGUGUGUGUGUGUGUUUGUGUGCGUGCGUGCGUGCGUGUGUGUGUGUGUGUGUGUGUGUGUGUGUGUGUGUGUGUGUGUGUGUGUAUGCAUGCCUCUGUGUGGUAAAGGAGGGGAGAUGAAUACAUAUAAAUGAAUAGUGAGAGAAAAGGGAGGCUGAGAGAGAGAGAGAGAGAGAGAGAGAGAGAGAGAGAGAGAGAGAGAGAGAGAGAGAGAGAGACUUAGGACUUGAACUCACAACUGUGAAAUCCAUUCCAUUGCACUUGCAAGGAUGAACUGUAUAUUCAGCCUUUAGGUUUUUUUGAGGAAUCAUUUCUGUAUAUCCCACUGACAUUGACAACAGUGAACUCUGGCCAUCUCUUCUCUGAGUGAUAACGUAGGAGUGAUGAAAGACUAUGGACUUCAGAAGGUCCAACUUGGAUCUAAACGGGAAGAAAAACCCCACAGACAAUGGCCUCUGUUUCCAUUUCAUUGACGUUUCCCAUUUUCUAGGAGUGUCUCCUAUCUCCUAUGAGUAUCUCCUAUCUCCCAGGACAUAAGACCAGCAAAUAUGAAACAUAUAAAUAAUUAUCUUUAGAACAACCUGAAACAAUCUCUGUGAAGGACUGUUUGAGUUCAGGCCAUGAAACGUAGGUGGGUUUAUAUUCCUAGCUGCUAAUGGCUAGUGUGACAGUGCUGGAUGUGAAGUGGUUGAGUCCUGGAUAUUCUGUCCAUGGCAUGUAGUUUUACUCUCCUACUUAUAUUUCACAGUUGCCAACCGAGUUGAGGCUCGACAGGACUUUUCUAGUAAUUGAUGAACGACAAAUGCAUACAUGCCCUAUUUUUGCUAUAACUGGCAUUGGAAAAUAAUCAGAAGAAAAAAAUAUUUGCAGUGUGUCUGUAAAGUCUACAAUUUUUUUUUUGAUCAGUCUUGGCCAAACUGCUGACAUUGCCAGACACACCACCAAUAUACGAAACCUAUCGUCAACAUUCAAAGCACACUGAGUACAGCGUGGUGGUCUCUUAAUAUAUAAGAGUACAUGAGCACAUGAACCCAGAGACCAGGCCAUGACAUGGGAAUUACCCGAAUAUUCUGAGAUGUCGCAUUUGCGAACAAAUGAGGUGAUGCAGUCUGGAACUUGAGCAGAAAAUCCCCCCAUUGCACUCAUCAUCAUAAUGAGAAUAAUAAUGAGAUGCAGACAUCUCAUUAUUUGAAUUGACAUUUCGGCAGGGCUUCAGGGCGUAGAAGAUGUUUCAUUUUCUAUUUGAGAAUGAAAUAGUUGAUUUGUUUUAUUUCUACUUAUUUAUUCACACUAUUUAUUCUUCGUUUAUUUAUGUUCCUAUUAUUAUUUAAUUUUACUGGUUUACAAACAAUAGAGUGUGUUUUGAACCUCCUAGCAGGUGACGAAUAUAGACAAUACGGACUGUAACAAACACAUAGCUGGGGAUGACAAUGCUGGUGUCAUGCUCCUGUUGUAGUGUGUUUUAAUAAGCUUAUGAAAUAAAGUCGAUAUUUUACCAAUGUAA